UCUCUCCCAUUGAUUAACCUUCCUUCUCCCCCCCGAGCUCAUCCCAGCUCGAACUUUUUCUUCCUUGUUUCUUUCAUUGGAUGAAUUAGUUUUUUCCUUCUCGGGCUCCCCCCUCCAGUCGCCGCCAUGAGUUCUCUACGUUUUCUCGACCUGGUCAAGCCGUUCGUGCCGUUCCUCCCCGAGGUUCAGCAGCCGGAAACCAAGAUUCCCUUCAACCAGAAGUUGAUGUGGACGGCCUUGACGCUCCUCAUCUUCUUGGUCAUGAGCCAGAUGCCGCUGUACGGCAUUGUCUCCUCCGACAACUCGGAUCCCCUAUACUGGCUGCGAAUGGUCAUGGCGAGUAAUCGAGGUACUCUGAUGGAGCUGGGCAUCACCCCCAUCAUCUCCUCUGGCAUGGUUUUCCAGCUCCUUGCGGGCACCCACCUCAUUGACGUCAACCUCGACCUCAAGUCGGAUCGCGAGCUCUACCAGACUGCCCAGAAGCUCUUUGCCUUCAUCCUGUCUGCCGGUACCGCUACUGUCUACGUCUUCACCGGCCUCUACGGAACCCCCUCCGACCUCGGUGCCGGCAUUGUUUUCCUGCUGAUCCUCCAGUUGGUUGUCGCCGGCAUGAUUGUUAUCCUGCUCGACGAGCUCCUGCAAAAGGGCUACGGUCUUGGCAGCGGUAUCUCUCUGUUCAUUGCCACCAACAUUUGCGAGUCCAUCAUGUGGAAGGCUUUCUCUCCUACCACCAUCAACACUGGCCGUGGCCCCGAGUUUGAGGGUGCUGUUAUCGCUCUCUUCCACCUCUUGAUGACCUGGCCCAACAAGCAGCGUGCUCUCCAGGAGGCUUUCUACAGACAGAACCUCCCCAACAUCAUGAACCUGUUGGCCACCAUUCUGGUCUUUGUUGCCAUCAUCUACCUCCAGGGCUUCCGAGUUGAGAUCCCCGUCAAGUCCAACCGCCAACGUGGUGCCCGCGGCUCAUACCCCGUCCGUCUGUUCUACACCUCCAACAUGCCCAUCAUGCUGCAGUCCGCUCUCUCUUCCAACGUCUUCCUGAUCAGCCAGAUGCUCUUCUCUCGCUUCUCUGAGAACCUGCUGGUCCGCCUCUUCGGUGUCUGGGAAGCCAAGGACGGUACUUCUCAACUCCACGCCGUCUCCGGUCUCGUCUACUACAUGUCUCCUCCUCUCAACUUCAAGGAGGCUCUUCUCGACCCUAUCCACACCGCCGUCUACAUUGUCUACAUGCUCGGAGCUUGUGCCCUUUUCUCCAAGACUUGGAUUGAGGUCUCCGGCUCCAGCCCCCGUGAUGUUGCCAAGCAGCUCAAGGACCAGGGCCUUGUGAUGGCUGGACACCGUGACCAGAGCAUGUACAAGGAGCUCAAGCGCAUCAUUCCUACUGCUGCUGCCUUUGGCGGUGCCUGCAUUGGUGCUCUCUCCGUUUUGAGCGACCUCAUGGGCGCUCUUGGCUCUGGAACUGGUACCCUUCUCGCUGUUACUAUCAUCUACGGCUACUUUGAGAUUGCGGCCAAGGAGGGUGAUCUUGCCGGUAUGAAGGGCAUGAUCAUGGGUUGAUAGAACCUGUGUGAGAGAGCAAGAGGAAGGUUUGAUUCUCUAAUAAAAACACUUUAUCUCCGUUAUCGAGGGUUAUACUUGAUUGCAUGGGAAUAUUAGUUAUGUACCAAUAAGGGAAUAUCAUUUAUAGGGGCUAAGGAGUAUGACACAAAAUAUAAAACGGAAUGUACGAUUUUUUCUUAAUAGCGACUGGAGGUUGAUAGCCUAAGCUGAGAUUCAGAUCGGAUGUUGACAAGAGUGUACGAGUACGGCGCCACAAUUAGCGAUCGGCAGUUCAAGUAGGAUGGAUAGCUAGUAAUACUAUCUUUCUCUAUCCUUAA
Trichoderma atroviride IMI 206040 is the source of this 1877-nucleotide messenger RNA. RefSeq lists its product as uncharacterized. Gene Ontology annotation, cellular component: Sec61 translocon complex; membrane. The record is from RefSeq and is a predicted model, not a curated record. NCBI's taxonomy places the organism in Eukaryota, Fungi, Ascomycota, Sordariomycetes, Hypocreales, Hypocreaceae. Gene Ontology annotation, biological process: post-translational protein targeting to membrane, translocation; SRP-dependent cotranslational protein targeting to membrane, translocation. Gene Ontology annotation, molecular function: ribosome binding; signal sequence receptor activity; transmembrane protein transporter activity.